Messenger RNA from Macroventuria anomochaeta, 3934 nucleotides. RefSeq names its product heme peroxidase. Lineage: Eukaryota; Fungi; Ascomycota; Dothideomycetes; Pleosporales; Didymellaceae. The record is from RefSeq and is a predicted model, not a curated record. The transcript is spliced from 3 exons. Bases 380 to 3700 code for a protein of 1106 amino acids. Gene Ontology annotation, molecular function: iron ion binding; heme binding; monooxygenase activity. Gene Ontology annotation, biological process: response to oxidative stress.
AUUGAUCAGUCUUGGCCGUGCAUCGCUUCAUGUCCCAAUGCAGCUUCUGCUAGCGAAUACCAGCGUACGAAGCUGCACUCCACUCCGCCAGCCACCCAAUGAGGGUUGCUUCAUUGCAGCUCUCAAAUCUAGAUAUUCGCCGACCAGAGUACUGCGUCGUUCUUGCUGACGAUCAUCGUGGAUCUAAUCGAACGGGUCAGUGCGUUGCUCCUGCCAUGGGAGGCACUGUUUGACUUGCUCCGUAGCUGUCCCUCAUAGCUGCUCUUGACCCCGGCACUUUCCCUGGAAACCAUUAACACUCCACCUACACGUUAUUCUUCCUCCUGUUUUGUUACCUAUUGUUUGCGCUCGCACGUGGUGACGCGUGCUAUCUUUCACAAUGCCCGGCCAAUUACGAUCAUUGCUGGGCACUAUCAUGAAGAAGCCUACCAAAGCCAGCGAUGGUCGGUCGGCUGAAGCUUCCAGCGGUAUGAAGGCCGCUGAGAAGACAGCCAUCAAGGAUGACAUCAAGAACCUUGGUUUUAAGAAUGCCAAAUUUGCCGUUGAGGCAAUCACAACCUUGGCUUCUGGCGACCCUCUAGACGACAAGGACUGUUUGCUCGAACAUGGCGUCGAGAUGCUACAGGGACUGCCGCUGAAUAGUGGGUUGAGCGAAAAGGUUUCGGACGGCUUCAUAUCCAUGUUAUGGCACGAUCUUCCACACCCUCCGCCCACUAUGACUGGGCCUACGGCACGGUAUCGUCGACAUGAUGGCAGUGGAAACAACCCUUGGAACCCAGAGAUGGGUAAGGCUGGUUUGCCUUACACGCGUAAUGUGCCACCAUCCAAACCGAAAGGGCCCAACCUACCCAAUGUCGAGGACGUCUACGAAGCUUUGCUGAAACGUGACGGUCCGUUCCGCCCACAUCCAUCCGGGUUGAACCGUCUCUUCUUCUCGUUCGCGACAGUAGUCAUUCACGAAUGCUUCCAGACCUCCAGAGAGAACCCUUGGAUAAAUGAAACCUCCAGUUACGUCGAUCUCAGCACAUUAUAUGGAAACACGGACAAGGAGCAAAAGCGGGUCCGGACAUACAAGAGUGGUUUGAUCUGGCCAGACUCGAUCGCAUCAGAACGUAUCAUGAUGAUGCCGCCUGGCGUGGUUGCAGUGCUCCUGAUGUUCUCGAGAAAUCAUAACCACGUCGCGGAAUCACUGUACUCUGUCAACGAGGACGGCAAGUACAAACCUUGGGAUCAGCUUAAUGAGAAGGAAAAGGAGUGGCAAGACGAGGAUAUUUUCCAGAUUACGCGCAACAUCAAUGUUGGCUUCUUUGCAUCUGUAGUUCUGAAAGACUAUGUUGCCGCGAUCUUGAACACCCCUCGAGCGAACUCUGAGUGGUCUCUCAAUCUCGGAAAAGAGAUCAAACAAGGUGGGACCCGCGUUGAACGAGGCACCGGUAGUGCGGUGUCCGUGGAGUUUGCCGUACUAUAUCAUUGGCAUGCUGCACUCAGCGCUGCCGACGACCAGUGGAUGGAGGAUAUCGUGCGUUCCGUGCACCCCAACUUAGGCAGCAUCGACGACGUGACUGUUGAAAUGUUCCAUGAGGUCAUGAAGGUAUAUGGUCACAAGCUCUUUGCCCCAGGCAUGGAAGCUAAGAACUGGACCUUCGGGAACCUGCAGAGAGGGCCGGAUGGCCGUUUCAAAGACAGCGAUCUGUCCGAGUUGAUAAAGAGUUGCAUUGAAGAGCCUGCACAUGCAUUUGGCGCGCACGGCACACCAGCAAGUCUCAAGGUUGUAGACUUGAUGGGUCAGCUACAGGCCCGUGACAUGUUCAACGUCUGUACGCUCAACGAGUUCCGCAGAUACUUGAACCUGAAGCCGUACGAGACCUUUGAAGACUGGAACGCCGACAAGGAGACAGCACGCGCUGCGGAGCUGCUCUACGGUCACAUUGAAAACAUGGAGUUGUACCCUGGCUUGAUGGCCGAAUGCACCAAGCCUGCCAUGCCAGGUAGCGGGGUGUGCCCAGGGCAGACCACCGGACGAGGUAUCUUGGAUGACGCUGUUGCUCUGGUGCGCGGCGAUCGCUUCCUCAGUUAUGACUUCAACGCCAACACAUUGACGAACUGGGGAGCUGCUCUGUUGCAGCAAACGACUCCCGGUGCCUAUGGUGGAGUUCUUCCGAGACUGCUCUUCCAAGGUCUCCCCGGUGGAUUUACCGGUACUUCGACGUACGUGCUCUUGCCUUUCUACACCCCAGAGGCAGCAAAGGGUAUCGUGCAAGGCAACAAAGUUCUGGAAAAGUACGAUCUCAAGCGACCACCCAACGACUACGACAUAGUCAGCGUUCAAACCCAAGAAGGCUGCAAGAAGGUUUUCGAAGAUCGUGACAGCUUCGUAGUCAUGUACCAGGCUGCAAUCCGCAAUUGUACCGCUGGGCAUGACUUCAUGAUCGGCUGGGACGAGGCUAAGAAGCACGAUGCUCGUUCGAACAUACUCCACAAGAUCUUCUUCGAGGAAGGCUUUGAGAAGAACAUUACGGACUUCUUCAGCACGAACGUUCGCAAGCAGAUCCUGAAGAACUCCGUCAAAGGUCCUAAGGGAAGGCGCUCUAUUGACAUUGUUCGGGAUGUGACCAACAUUGUGCCUAUUCUCUGGCUUGCGGAUCGCUUCGCGCUGCCGUUGAAGACGCAAGAGCAACCAAGAGGCUUACUGUCCCUCCACGAAGCUUUCACCGCAUACCUUGUCCUCUUCAUGUACCAGAGCUUCAACAUUAUGCCGGCCAACGAAUGGAAGCUGAAGGAAGGCGCAAUGAAAGCGGCUGCGCCGUUGCGACAGAUCUUCGAGACUCAUCUCAAGACGCAGACUGGCAGACUGGAGGGUUUCGUUGACUGGAUGGCGAAGGGAAGCGCCUUUGAAGUCGGCCCCCAUGCUGAUCGCAUCUAUAAGGCACUCGCCAAUACAAAGCUGCCAAUUGGGGACCAGGUUGGUGAUUGCAUUGGUAUGGGUGCGCCUGUUGCCGGCAACAUUACACAACAAGCGUCUCUGUUGAUCGACUUGUAUCUCAGCCCCGGCUAUGAGAAGUACAAGGAGCGUAUCAUCCAGCUUGCCCACAUGGAUCCUGCGGCGUCAGACCGCGAGCUGCAAGGCUUUGUGUAUGAGGGCAUGCGCCACGUAGGAGUCGUUCCCGGUUUGCCUCGCGUAGCGACGCGAGACAUCACGGUCAUGGACGGUGCUCACGGGCCUGUGACGAUCAAGAAGGGCCACACAGUCUUGAUCGCCACAUCCAAGGCGGCCAUGGACCCCGUCGCAUUCCCCAAUCCGGAGAUUCUCAACCCGCAUCGCUCGUUUAAGGAAUACACACUUCUUGGGCACGGCCUCCACUUCUGCUUCGGUGCUCGAUUGGUUGGUCCUUCACUCGCAACAACCCUGCGCGAGGUGUUCAAGCUGAAGAAUGUGCGCCGCGCACCAGGAAAGCAGGGUCGUUUCGUCACAACAGAGCACAAGCUCGCUGGCAUUACCAUGAGGCACUACCUGGAUGCCAGUUCAAACGAGAGCCCGAUUCCGACUAGUCUCACACUGCACUAUGACGAUGAGACUGUAGUGAACGGAGUCAAUGAAGUCAAUGGACACUCGAAUGGGCAUGCGACCAACGGGUACUCUAACGGCUACGUGAACGGAGAUGCGAUAAACGGGCUCACCACGAACGGCAUUGCGCAGUAGGAAAGCCACUUGUCGAACUAUGGGAUGGCCAAACCUGAGCCGAGUUAUGUGACGCCUGUGAAGGCAGAGGCCAGGAGGGUGGAGGAAAUGUCCUCACAGAACUGGCUAACCAAGUACAUGUAGCAGGGAAGUUGUGAUGUGUACGACGGAGUUGGUCCACUCGCUUUUCUUUUCAAAUACCCUAGUAGUAAGAAUGGAAUCAAUGAUACAGUUGAAGAAUGCUGUCGAUGGCAA